AUGGAAAAAAUAAUACGCAAAUUAGAAACUUAAGGUCAUAUCGAUAUCAAAGAAUUACCUUAAGAUUUAGUUAAAUUCUAUGCUGAAUGCUCUACAAAGGAAAUAUCUUUAGAUUUAUGGAAUAGAAUUGCAAUUUCACUUUAUGAAAAUGGAGAAUCUGAAAAAUUUAAUUCAAUUAUGCAUUAUAUUCAAUCUAUUGAAAUGGAUAAACCUAUUCAUGACACCCCUUCAGGCAGGGUUUACAAAAGAAAUAUCAAUAAUACUAAUAUUUAAGCUUUGAUAGCUAAAGCCAGCAAAGAAGAGAGCAUUGAAUAAAGAAACAAUUAUUUCCAAUAAGCAAUUCAAACGCUUAAUACAUCUAGGAUAAAAGAUGUUAAAUCUUUGACUCAUUCAAUUUAAGGAUUUAUAAAUUUCUAUCAAAACAAAUAAGUUGGUAUAACUUAAAAAAACUUAUAAAAUGCUUGUGUCUAGGAUAAAAAUGAUAUUAUUGAUAUUUUAGGUUAAGCAUAAAUUUUCUUCUUUGCUAAAGAUUAUUCAAAAGCUUUAGAAUAUUUCAAAGAAGCUUUGUAAAAGAAUCCUAAAUUACCAGGAAGGGCAAGACUUGGAUUGGCUUAUUGUUUCUUUAUGCAGAAGAAAUUUGAGCUUUCUAAGAGAGCUUUUUAAAGAGUUAUUGAUUUGGAUAAGACUGUAUAUGAAGCCUAUCUAGGUCUAGCUAUCUUAGCCUUUUAAAGAAAAGAAUGGAAUGUUUACAUUUAAAAUUUGAAUAAAGCAUAUGAGCUAAAUAAAAGCAGUCCUCUUGUUUUAUAUUAUAUUGCAGAGUUUUACUAUAUUUAAUAAGAUAAUGUUAAUACUAAGAAAAUGGCAUUUUAGGCUAUUAACAAUUUAAAAAAUCUUCCUAAAAUAUUGAUGGAUUCUGACAAACUUAAAACAUAUGUUAAAUAAACUAGAUCAGAUUUUUAUGAUAUCAAAUCCAGGUUGUAUCAAAUGAUUGGUAGCUGCUUCCACAGAGAAAAAAAAUAUGAAUUAGCUUAGAAAUUCUAUGAACAAUCACUGUAAUCUAAUAGAGCUAAUAUUCAAUCUUGUUUUUGCCUUGCUUAAAUAUUUAUUCAAAAUCAACAAUACGAUUAGGCCUUUAGAAGAUUAGAAGAAAUUCGUAAUCAAUGUCCAGAAAAUGAAAAAGAAUUGACUUUUGAGUUUUUUAAACCUUUAGCUUAUCUACAAUCAAAGCUUGCACUUGGAUAAAAUAAAUAAACACAACAAUAAUACUACCUAAAAGCACUAAAUUAUAAUCCAUAAGAUUUUGAAGCCUAGUUAGAGUAUGCCAAUAACUUGACUGAUAUUGAUGCUCAUGAAUCUUUACGCUACUUUAAAUAAGCAUUAUCAGUUUUAAAUGAAAAAAAGGAGAGAAUCAAUCCAGAAAUAUAUAAUAAUAUUGGUGUACUUGAAUCUCAUCUCAAAAACUAUCAAAAGGCCAUUGAAGCUUUUGAAUAAGCAAUCAAGUUAGCUGUUUAAUCUAAUCAAGAAGGUGGUGUGAAUGUUUUCUCUAAAAAUUACUAAAAUAAUACAAACGAAAUUGAGACAGACUAAGACAAAGAGGAAUCAGAAACCAAGAGAAAAAGUUUUUUAUGCACUGUUAAAUUUAAUAUGGCUGCCAUGUAUGAAGACCUUAAAUAAAAUGAAAAUGCUUUUAGUUUAUAUUAAGAAGUUUUGAACAUAUGUCCUUACUACUUAGAUUCCUAUGUUAGAUUAGCUUACCUUGAAUUUAAGAAGGGAAGCUUCUAAAAUGCUAUUAAGUAUUGUGAGGAAGCUCUUGUAAAAAAGGAUGAAGCCAAAUCUAAUAAUGUUAGAUCUGAUCUUGUUUUAUGCAUGAAAGGAUAUAUUCAUAGUUAAUAUGAUGACGAUUAAUCUGCUAGAGAAGCAUUUAAUUUAAUAAAAAAAUAGGGUUUUAAUGAUAAUUACUCUAAGCUAUUUGUUUACUACAUGGAUUAUGAACAAUAAAUUGAAAAGAGAGAUAAUUAAGAGUCUUAAAAAAAAAUAAUGAUUAUUGGAGAAAAGAUAAAGGAAAUAUUAGGAUUAGAUCAAACAAAUAUUCAAGCCUUAAUAGUUUUGGCAGUAGUUUUAGCUGAAAAUGGGUAAAUUAAUGAAGCUAAGGAGAUUUUCAAUAGUCUAAAAGAGAAUAUCUCAGUUUUCCCUAAUAUUUUAUUUAACUUAGGUUAGAUCUAAUAUUUGGAGAAAAAUUAUGGAGAAGCUCUUAUGAAUUAUAAAAAAUUCUAAGAAAAAUCAAGUUUGGUCAAAGAUGAGUACCUUCUUACUUAAAUUGCAUUGUGCAACUUGCAUUUGGAAAAAUAUGCUGAGGCAAAAACAUAAAUCAAGAAACUUAUUUUGAGAUAUCCAAGCUCUGUAGUUCAUCGCUAUAAUUAUUAUAUGAUUUAAUUAAUUGAGGUGGAAAAGAUCUUCUCUAAUGCUGAUAGAUCUUUGAAGGAUAAAGAGAAUGCCUUUAUAAUUUGUAAAAGAGCAAAAGAAUUUUUAGAUUUCUUUAAAUCUGAUUAGAAAUGUAAAAAAUCUAGAUCAGAACACUUCAGUACUUAUGUUAAACAAAAGAGAACAGAUUUCUUCAAUUCUAUUUUAGAACAGCUUGAAACUAAAAGAAUGAUGUUAGAAAGUAACAUGCCCUAGUUUGAAAAAAUGCUUGAUGAGGCUAGAUAAAAGUAAUAAUAAUCCCAAGGAUAUCAUUAAAAUGAGGAAGAGGUAUUUAGAAAAUGGAAAAUGGAGUAAGAACUAAAAAAAUCAAAAAUAGAAGAAGAAAAGAGAUUGCAAGAAUUGAAACUUGAAUAAAAGUUUGCUGAAAGAAUUAGAAAAUAGGAAGAGAUUUAAAAAAUAUUAGAAGAAAACAAAGUAAAAUAAGAAGAAAAGAAACAAAGAUCAUCUUCUAAUAAGGGGAAAUCUAAAUCAUCUGGAAAAAGAUAAAAAAAUGAAGAAGAUGAAUUUAUAGAUGAUGAUAAUGGAUUAGAUAAUUUAAGCGAACUUUUUGACGGUGAUGUUGUCGAUUAUGCAGUCUCAGGAGAUUAGCAAGAAUAAGAGGAAAUAUUUAAUGAUGAUGGUGAUGGUGAAGAAGAGAUAUAAUUACCAUAAAGAAAAUUGGAUAGUGCUAAAGAACCAAAGACUCUCAAAAAAAGAAAAUUAAAUAAAAUGAAGAGUAAAAAUAGAGAAGAUGAGAAUGAAUUUGAUGAUUUCGAUGAAAAUUAAGGAGAAUAGGAAUUUUAACAUCAAGAUGAUAAUUAAAUGGAGGAAGAGGAAUAAAUAGUAGUAGAAAAAUAGAAUGAAGUGGUAAAUGUACAAAAGAAGCCACCAAAAAGAAAUCUUGUUUUGGACGAUAAUGAUGACGAAGAUGUAGAGAAUAUGUUCUAAGACUGA
This is a messenger RNA of Tetrahymena thermophila SB210, 3414 nucleotides long. RefSeq names its product tetratricopeptide repeat protein. Gene Ontology annotation, cellular component: Cdc73/Paf1 complex. The transcript is spliced from 13 exons. The record is from RefSeq and is a predicted model, not a curated record. Lineage: Eukaryota; Ciliophora; Oligohymenophorea; Hymenostomatida; Tetrahymenidae. Gene Ontology annotation, molecular function: RNA polymerase II complex binding. Gene Ontology annotation, biological process: RNA processing; regulation of DNA-templated transcription.